AAAUAACUUGUACAGUCACCAUUCAAACCAGAAAUCAAAAAAUAAUAUAUUGAUUGGACGAACUAACGGAGGACCUUCGGAUCGUUGAAAUUUCGCUAGAAUCCAAAAAUGUGACAGUGAAAGUGCUCGGAGACUAUAAUUGUUUAACAGAGUUGGUUUCGGGUACGACCCAGACGCAUCCUCACCGCCAAAAUCGAAGGUAUCUAACUUUAGAGGUACGAAAUCAUGGCCGACAGUGAGCAAUUGGUCUGCAUCAGCUGCGUAUCCGAGGUACGGUACUCUUUCGUAAGCCACCUCUCCGAAGCUCUCCGCCGGAAAGGCAUAUAUAGUGUGAUCAUAGAUGUAGAUAGCGAUGAUCUGCUUUCCAAGGAGUCGCAGGCAAAGAUCGAGAUAUCUAGGGUUUCUGUGAUGGUUUUAUCCAGAAUCUGUGAGCCAACUAGAGUAUGCCAAAACUUCGUGAAUGUUAUCGAGUGCCAGAGGAACAAGAACCAGGUGGUGGUUCCGGUGUUGUACGGCGAGAGUCCAUUACUGGGCGAAUGGCUCAGCGUGCUGGAUUUGAGAGAUUUCUCGCCAGUUCACCAAUCCAGGAAGGAAUGUAGUGACUCCCAACUUGUAAAAGAGAUUGUCAGAGAUGUGUAUGAGAAGCUCUUUUAUAAGGGACGGAUUGGAAUCUAUUCGAAGCUGCUGGAGAUUGAGAAAAUGGUUUGCAAGCAACCGUUGGGCAUCCGUUGUGUUGGAAUUUGGGACGAUAUGACAGAGCAGAAUCUCCACGAGGUGUCAAUGAAAGUGAUUAAGUAUGCUGAUGGACAUCCAUUAGCUCUCAAUAUUUAUGGCAGAGAGCUGAAGGGGAAAAAAGGACCGCCCGAAAUGGAGAUAGCAUUCCUCGAACUCAAGGAACGUCCUCCAACUAUGUUUGUUGAUGCAAUCAAGAGCUGCUAUGACACACUCAAUGACAGGGAAAAAAACAUUUUUUUGGACAUAGCUUGUUUCUUUCAGGGAGAAAAUGUCGACUACGUGAUGCAACUGCUUGAGGGUUGUGGUUUCUUUCCACAUGUUGGAAUUGAUGUUCUUGUCGAGAAGUGUCUGGUGACUAUUACAGAGAACCAAGUGCGGAUGCAUAACUUGAUCCAAAAUGUUGGCCGACAAAUAAUAAAUAGAGAAACAAGACAGACUAAGAGGCGCGACAGACUGUGGGAACCUUGGAGCAUCAAAUAUUUAUUAGAAGAUAACGGAGAAAAAGAAAAUGGAGAACACAAAACAACUUUGGAACGUGCUCAGGGCCCUGAAGAGAUCGAAGGCAUGUUUCUGGACACAUCAAACUUAAGUUUUGAUAUUAAGCCUGCUGCCUUUGAUAAUAUGUUGAACCUUAGAUUGCUCAAGAUUUACAGUUCCAAUCCUGAAGUCCAUCAUGUAAAGAAUUUCCUCAAAGGCUCUCUCAAUUCUCUUCCUAAUGAGCUAAGACUCCUCCAUUGGGAGAACUAUCCUCUGCAGUUUCUGCCCCAAAAUUUUGAUCCUAUACACCUUGUUGAAAUCAACAUGCCGUACAGCCAACUUAAGAAACUUUGGGGUGGAACCAAGAACCUGGAGAUGUUGAAUACUAUCAGACUUUGUCAUUCCCAGCAACUAGUUGAUAUUGACGAUGUUUUAAAAGCUCAAAAUCUUGAGGUAAUUGAUCUCCAAGGUUGUACAAGACUGCAGAGUUUCCCAGCCACAGGUCAAUUGCUACAUCUACGAAUUGUAAAUCUCUCUGGUUGCACAGAGAUCAAAAGUUUCCCAGAGAUUCCCCCAAAUAUUGAGACACUGAAUCUACAGGGGACUGGUAUAAUAGAAUUACCACUUUCCAUUAUUAAGCCAAACUACACAGAGCUUUUGAAUCUUCUAGCUGAAAUCCCGGGUCUUUCAGGAGUCUCAAACCUUGAGCAAAGUGAUCUCAAACCUUUAACAAGCCUGAUGAAAAUGAGCACAUCUAAUCAAAAUCUUGGCAAGCUUAUUUGCUUGGAGCUGAAAGAUUGUGCUCGUUUGCGAAGUCUGCCAAACAUGAAUAAUUUAGAACUUCUCAAAGUUCUUGAUCUUUCUGGUUGCUCAGAGCUCGAGACUAUCCAGGGUUUCCCACAGAACCUGAAAGAGUUAUAUCUUGCUGGCACUGCAGUAAGACAAGUGCCACAACUUCCUCAAAGCUUAGAACUCUUUAAUGCACAUGGUUGUGUCUCUCUCAAGUCAAUUCGUUUGGACUUCGAGAAGCUUCCUGUGCAUUACACACUUAGUAAUUGUUUUGAUCUCUGUCCAAAAGUGGUCAGCGAUUUUUUAGUGCAAGCGCUGGCUAAUGCGAAACGCAUACCAAGAGAGCAUCAACAGGAACUCAACAAAACUUUGGCUUUCAGCUUCUGUGCGCCCUCACAUGCGAAUCAAAAUUCCAAACUUGAUCUGCAACCAGGAUCUUCUGUAAUGACACGACUAAAUUAUUCUUGGAGGAACACACUUGUGGGCUUUGCUAUACUGGUGGAAGUCGCAUUUUCUGAGGCUUACAGUGAGGCUACUGGUUUUGGCAUUAGUUGUGUUUGCAGAUGGAAAAACAAGGAAGGCCACUCUCAUAGGAUAGAAAGAAAUUUGCAUUGUUGGGAUCUAGGGAAAGCUUUUCAAAAGGAUCAUAUGUUUGUCUUCUUUGAUGUCAACAUGCGUCCAGGUACUGAUGAAGGAAGUGAACCCGAUAUCUGGGCUGACUUGGUUGUCUUUGAGUUCUUUCCUGUCAACAACCAGACAAAGCCUCUAGAUGAUAGUUGCACAGUGACAAGAUGUGGAGUCCGCGUAAUAACUGCUGUAAACUGCAAUACAAGUAUCGAGAAUAUAUCACCAGUUUUGUCCUUGGAUCCGAUGGAGGUUUCUGGUAAUGAAGAAUCAAAGAAGACUGACAGAUUGGUCGACAAUAUUCAGACUUCCAUGAUCGAUCCAAAGGAAAUCGAGAUCACUGGUUCACAGAAUCGCCGAAAGAAGAGCAAGGCAAAGAAAGUGGUUUGCGUUGUGGAUCCAGGAAGCCGGUCCAGUGAAGUAGUAGUUCCGUCUGACCUAUGGGUUUGGCGAAAGUACGGUCAAAAACCCCUCAAAGGUUCUCCUUAUCCUAGGAAUUACUACAGAUGUACCAGCUCCAUAGGUUGUUCAGCUAGGAAACAUGUCGAACGUAGCCGCACCGAUCCAAACAUGUUAGUCAUUACUUACAUCUCUGAGCAUAACCAUCCAUCCCCCACUCAACGCAAGGCUCUUGCCGGCUCCACUCGUUCCCCGUCAUCCUCCAAAUGCUCAGCUGUAACUACUUCUGACUCAUCUAGAGUCUCCCAACACAAAGACGAACCGGAUAAAUCCCAUUUGCCUUCCUCUCCCGCUUCUCCUCCUUAUGCGGACAUGGUGAUUAAGGAGGACAUGAGGCGAUGGUAUGAUAUGGAGUUCAAUGAUGACGUUGCAGAUACCUUCACACCGCAAUUUUUUCCAGAGGAUAUCUUUGCUGAUCUCGACAAGCUUGAGUCGAAUUCUCAGACUAUGUUUCUCGCUCACAGUAGCAGCGGAGGCAACAUGGAAAACCAAGGGCGGAACUCUAGUGAUGAUAUGGGGAGCUUUGUUGUAGAACACUUGUCUCAGUCAGUGCUUGUGAAAAUUGAAGAGGAUUUCGAGAAAAGUCUGUCUGAAUUUGUUGUUUCAUUCAAGAAUGUUUUCUUGUUGGAACUACUGAUAUGGAAUCUUGAUUCUGCAACGGGAAACAAUGAUACUUUGGAUAUACAGAGAGGAGCUACAUUGUUUAAUAGAGCUUGUAUCGGGUGUCACGAUACAGGUGGAAACAUUAUUCAACCGGGCGCAACGCUUUUCACAAAAGACCUCGAAAGAAAUGGAGUUGAUACCGAGGAAGAGAUAUAUCGUGUUACCUACUUUGGAAAGGGAAGAAUGCCGGGAUUUGGAGAGAAAUGCACACCGAGAGGACAAUGUACCUUUGGACCGCGGUUGCAGGACGAAGAAAUCAAGCUUCUGGCUGAAUUUGUAAAGUUUCAAGCUGACCAAGGUUGGCCAAAUGUAUCUACUGACUAGCGAGUAGCAACGAAGAAUUAGUACAGUUCAAUUCGGUUGGUGAAGUAAAAAUUUGCAGCAGUA
Messenger RNA from Arabidopsis arenosa, 4134 nucleotides. The record is from the annotation of a GenBank genome assembly. NCBI's taxonomy places the organism in Eukaryota, Viridiplantae, Streptophyta, Magnoliopsida, Brassicales, Brassicaceae.